GAGGUGGCAAUCGUCAUUGUUGGCGAACAGUUUGAAUCGCGAGAUAUUGUACUGCACCGUAGAAACGAACAACUUCAGCGUGUUUCCGAGCUACACCGUAGUUAUGAUGCAUUACAAUAUCCGAUAUUAUUGUGGAGAGGUGAUGACGGCUAUCACAUCAAUAUGCGAUUGAUGAAUCCAACUACUGGCCAAGAAACACCGAAAAAACUCAGUGCGAAUAAUGAUUCGUCCGCAAGAAGAUAACUACAUCCUGAAAUGUCGCAAGCUUUUCUAUCAGUAUUUGGUUGACAUGUAUGCGAAGAUCGAGACCGAACGUGUCAACUUUAUUCGAUUCAACCAAGCGAAAUUGCGUUCUGAAGAGUACAUCCAUUUGAGAGACGCCGUAAUGAAUGAUGCAAAUGUGAAUAGCAUUGGACGUCUGACAAUAUUGCCAGCCACAUACAUCGGCAGUCCGCGCCAUAUGCACGAGUAUGCGCAAGAUGCGAUGUCGUAUGUGCGCCAUUACGGCAGACCGGAUCUGUUCAUAACGCUCACGUGCAAUCCCAAGUGGAAUGACAUCAAAUGCCAUUUGUUCCCCGAUCAAUCAACAACUGAUCGUCACGACUUGACAGCACGUGUAUUCAGGGAAAAGCAAAAAGCAAUGAUGGAUUUAAUUGUGAAACUUUGUGUUUUUGGAGAAGUUCGAUGCUGGAUGUACUCGAUCGAAUGGCAGAAAAGAGGAUUACCGCAUGCACACAUCUUGAUUUGGUUAGUUCGCAAAAUACGACCAGAUCAGAUUGACAAAGUCAUCUCAGCGGAAAUUCCAGAUGAAGCAAUCGACCCACAAUUGUUCGACGUUGUAACAAAAAACAUGAUCCACGGCCCUUGAGGCGCUAUUAAUCCAACGUCACCAUGCAUGAUUGACAAUAAGUGUUCAAAGCGCUAUCCUAGAGCUUUAGUUGAUGAUACAAUCACUGGAAAUGACGGAUAUCCAUUAUAUCGGCGUCGAUCCGCUGAAGAUGGUGGUAAUUCAACGGUCAUAAAAGUUCGGGAUCAAGACGUUGAUGUUGAUAAUCGUUGGGUCGUGCCGUAUUCACCAUAGUUGUCAAAAAUUUUCGAAGCGCACAUCAAUGUAGAAUAUUGCAACUCUGUCAAAUCGA
Messenger RNA from Bactrocera dorsalis (oriental fruit fly), 1139 nucleotides. RefSeq lists its product as uncharacterized. NCBI's taxonomy places the organism in Eukaryota, Metazoa, Arthropoda, Insecta, Diptera, Tephritidae. Bases 221 to 868 code for a protein of 215 amino acids. The record is from RefSeq and is a predicted model, not a curated record. The transcript has 2 exons.